This is a messenger RNA of Toxotes jaculatrix (banded archerfish), 1619 nucleotides long. It is a transcript of the gene rfc4, whose product is annotated as replication factor C (activator 1) 4. Bases 168 to 1247 code for a protein of 359 amino acids. Gene Ontology annotation, molecular function: DNA binding; DNA clamp loader activity; ATP binding. The transcript is spliced from 11 exons. Gene Ontology annotation, biological process: DNA repair; DNA-templated DNA replication. Lineage: Eukaryota; Metazoa; Chordata; Actinopteri; Toxotidae. The record is from RefSeq and is a predicted model, not a curated record. Gene Ontology annotation, cellular component: nucleus; DNA replication factor C complex.
GAAGAGCUUUCUGCUGGUUCACAUGUCAGCAUCUGGGCUCUCCGUGAUCCUGAGAGACUUUGUUAUGAGCCUUACCAGAGUUAGACUUUAACACGUAGUAACUCCGACUGUGGGAUAUUUAGGUCAGUUUGUCUUAACAGCAGCUGAUAUAUACGAAGUCAGGAGUCAUGCAGGCCUUUUUGAAAGGAGCAACUGUUCAGACUACCAGACCUCAGAAAGACAAGGCAGCAGCAGGACCCAGUUCAGAGAAGAAAGCCAAGGCUGUUCCAUGGGUAGAAAAAUACAGGCCAAAGUCUGUUGAUGAGGUGGCCUUUCAGGAGGAGGUGGUAGCAGUGCUGAAGAAGUCUCUAGAAGGAGCAGAUCUUCCCAACUUGCUUUUCUACGGACCUCCUGGAACAGGAAAGACCUCCACCAUCUUAGCUGCUGCCAGAGAACUUUAUGGUCCAGAGCUGUACAGACAGAGGGUGCUGGAGCUCAACGCCUCCGAUGAACGAGGCAUCCAGGUCAUCAGAGAGAAGGUCAAGACCUUUGCCCAGCUCACCGUGGCUGGGACCCGCCCAGAUGGGAAGUCAUGUCCUCCUUUUAAGAUCAUCAUCCUGGAUGAGGCAGACUCCAUGACAGCACCGGCUCAGGCCGCUCUCCGACGGACCAUGGAGAAGGAAUCGCGCACCACCCGCUUCUGUCUCAUCUGUAACUACAUCAGCAGGAUUAUUGAACCUCUGACCUCCAGAUGUUCCAAGUUUCGCUUCAAACCUCUAGCCAAUCAGAUCCAAGAAGAGCGCCUGCUGCUGAUCUGUGAAAAGGAGAACCUCAAGUACACCAAAGAGAGUAUCGCAGCACUGGUGAGAGUGUCUGAGGGAGACCUGCGGAAAGCCAUCACCUUCCUCCAGAGCGCCGCACGUCUCAGCGUCGACAAAGAGGUCACAGAGCGAGCUGUCAUUGAAAUAGCCGGGGUCGUCCCUCCCAAGAUGAUCGACGGCUUGCUCCAGAUCUGCUUCAGAGGAACAUUUGAGAAAUUAGAGGUUGCAGUCAAGAACAUGGUGGAUGAAGGCUACGCAGCCACUCAGAUCCUGAGUCAGCUCCAUGACUCUGUCAUAGAGCAGGACCUGAGCGACAAGGACAAGUCCAUUAUCACAGAGAAGAUGGCGGUUGUGAGUAAGUGCCUGGCAGAUGGAGCAGAUGAAUACCUGCAGAUGUUGAGUCUCUGUUCAGCCAUCAUGCAGCAGGCCUCUGCUCAGAACCACUGAAUCUCCACAAAGCAGCGUCUCCUCCCCGGGGACAGUGCUUUCAUCUGCUGCCAGCAGGACCAGUGGCCACACUGAGACGUGAGCACUUCACUCAGAUUGAACGGACUUUGUUCAGAGCUGCAGUUUGGGACUGCAGUUCCACCAGUGGACACCGGAUGAUAGAGGCAUUGUUUAAUGUCAGAAGCUCCACUCAGCGUACUGUCUCCCUCCACUCUACAGAGAUCACUUCAACAAAUUAUUCACAACCAUGGGGACAUGCUUUCCAAAUCUCUGUUCCUGUUAAACCACCAUUCAGAUCUCUCUCUUUAUUCCAUUUCUGUCUUGUAAAGUACACUUUUUGUAUUUCGGAGAGUAAUAAAUAGUUUUUCUUUA